AUGUCUCGAGUAAUUGUUAAAAACCUACCAAAACAAGUAAAAGAAGAUCAAGUUCGCAAACAUUUCGAAGCAUUUGGACCUAUAACAGAUCUUCAACUAAAAUAUACCAAAGAUGGUAUAUUCCGUCGCUUUGCCUUUGUUGGUUAUCUGAAUGACGAACAAGCGCAACGAGCGAUCGACAAAUUGAGUAAAACAUACAUUGGAACAUCGAAGAUCGUCGUCGAGCAAUGUUUCGAUUUAAACGAUAGCAAUCGACCUCGGCCAUGGAGUAAAUAUUCUCAACAAACAAAUGAACUCGAAAAGAAGCCUGCCGACGAGAAGAAAGUCAAAACUAAAAAAGAAGGAAAUAGUCAGCUAGUUGAUGCCAUCCUCGGCGAUCUUAAAUAUGACGACAAAUUCAAGGAGUUCGUCAAAAAUGUGGAUUCAAUGAAGAAAAGUGAACAAAUUAUUUGGAAUGAUUCAAUGAAAAACACAGAAGACGAACCGAAACAAUCAUUGAAAUCGAGAAAAAAACAAGAAACUCGUGCACCGUCGCCUAUAAAAGAAAACAAACCACUCGGUCCUCGUUAUUUCAUCAAAAUUCUCGGACUACCCUAUUCCUCAAAAGAACGCGACAUUCGCCAAUUUUUCGCUCCCCUAUCCAUCAUCCACUGUCGUAUGAUUCACAAUCGUAAGACAAACGCCCUUUCAGGAGUUUGUUGGAUCGAGUUUGAAAACGAACAUGAUAUGAAUAAAGCGAUGCUCAAGCAAAAAUCCGUUUUGACCAUUGAAAAGACCGGUGAACAUCGUUAUUUAGAAUUAGCACCGUAUAUCAAGAACAAACAAUUACUAAACAAAUCAGCAUCAACUGCGAUGAAACCAUUGAAAACAUACGAACCUAUUCCAGAAUCCAUCGGUGAAACAGGAGAAUUGUUUGUGAGAAAUCUUUCCUACCGAACGGCAGAGCAAGAUUUAGAAACACUUUUCAGUCCAUUUGGACAAAUUACAUCUAUUAACAUGCCAAUCGAUAGUCUCACAAAACAACCGAAAGGGUUUGCUCAUGUAACAUUCAUGUUUCCUGAACACGCAUUACGAGCUUUCAAUGAACUUGAUGGACAUGCUUUUCAAGGACGAUUAUUGCAUAUUCUUCCAGGAAAAACACAACAACAACAAUCUCAACCAGAUUCAUCUGAGUCGAAUAACAAUCAGACACCAGCUUCUAUCGCAACAUCAUCUGAGCAAAAUUGGAAUACACUUUUUCUCUCGACGAAUGUCAUUGCUGAAAUCAUGGCUGAACGAUAUGGUCUCGAUAAGUCCUCGAUUGCUAGUUCAACAAAAAAGAACGACAGUCUUGCUGUGCGAUUAGCCGUAGGAGAAACUCAGAUCAUACAUGAAACUCGACAGUUCCUAAUCGAUAAUGGCGUUCAAUUAGAUUCAUUUAGCCAAGCAUUAUCUACCGCCAAACGGAGUAAAACAGUUAUUUUAGCAAAAAAUCUGCCAAUCAAAACGCAUGAUCAAGAUUUGAGAAUUUUAUUUGAAAAAUAUGGCAAAUUACAACGAAUUAUACUACCGCCAUAUGGUCAUUGUGCAUUAAUCGUAUUUGAAUAUCCACAGGAAGCACGACAAGCCUUUAAACAGCUGUCCUAUCGCAAAUUUAAAGAUAAUAAACCAUUAUAUUUAGAAUGGGCUCCAGGCAAUGUGCUAUCAACUCAUAUCAAAACAGAAGUUAAAUCGACUGACUCAGUCGUCGAAGAGCAAGUUCAACCAACAAACAUAAUCGAAGAGGAAAAGCAAGAUCAAAAACAGGAUGUAGCCGAGGAAGACGAGGAGACUUUUACGUUAUUCGUUAAAAAUUUGAACUUCGACACAACUGAUACCGAUCUGGAAAAUCAUUUUUCGCUCAUUGGUUCGUGUCGAGCGUAUGUAGCUAAAAAGAAAGAUCCUAAACGGCCCGGCCAAUUGUUAUCAAUGGGCUAUGGCUUUGUUGAAUUUCCGUCUUUGAAAUUGCUCAACGAAGCGCUUAAACAACUACAACAUUCUCAACUUCAAGGACAUCAGCUGGAGUUGAAACGAUCAGAACGUACGACAAAAGCAACUCCUGAAGCGAAAUCAAUGAAACGAAAACGACAGACCGAAAAAGAACAACAGACAAGCAAAAUCUUAGUUAAAAAUAUACCAUUCCAAGCAAAUCUCAGAGAAAUACGCGAAUUAUUUCGUGUGUUUGGUGAAUUGAAAUUUGUUCGCAUGCCGAAAAAGAUCGAUGAUGAACAUCAUCGAGGAUUUGGUUUUGUUGAUUUUGUCAGCAAGAAUGAUGCCAAAAAUGCAUUCGAAGCAUUGUGUCAUAGUACACAUUUGUACGGACGUCGUCUGGUACUCGAAUGGGCUGAUGAGGAGAACGAUACGAUCGAAGGACUGCGGAGAAAGACAGCUGCUGAAUUCGAUCUUAAUUCAACUGGUAAACGUGUUAAACGAUCCGAGCUACUGGGUGAUUUGCGUAAAAUGGGUGGCAGUGAUCAGACAUCGGAAAGAAAAACUACUGAAGAUGAUAAUGAUGAAUAA
Adineta ricciae is the source of this 2538-nucleotide messenger RNA. The record is from the annotation of a GenBank genome assembly. NCBI's taxonomy places the organism in Eukaryota, Metazoa, Rotifera, Eurotatoria, Adinetida, Adinetidae.